This is a messenger RNA of Cynocephalus volans (Philippine flying lemur), 444 nucleotides long. RefSeq names its product proteasome maturation protein-like. The coding region runs from base 19 to 444 and encodes 141 amino acids. The transcript has a single exon. Gene Ontology annotation, biological process: proteasome assembly. Lineage: Eukaryota; Metazoa; Chordata; Mammalia; Dermoptera; Cynocephalidae. The record is from RefSeq and is a predicted model, not a curated record. Gene Ontology annotation, cellular component: nucleus; cytoplasm.
UGCAGAGCAGGGUUGAAGAUGAAUGCCAGAGGACUUGGAUCUCAGCUGAAGGACAGUAUUCCAGUUACUGAACUUUCAGCAAGUGGACCUUUUGAAAGUCAUAAUCUUCUUCAGAAAGGUUUUUCUUGUAUGAAAAAUGAACUUUUGCCUAGUCAUCCUCUUGAAUUAUCAGAAAAAAAUUUCCAGCUCAACCAAGAUAAAAUGAAUUUUUCCACACUGAGAAACAUCCAGGGUCUGUCUGCUCCACUAAAAUUACAAAUGGAAUUCAAGGCAGGAGAGCAGGUUCAGCAUCUUCCGUUUCUUUCAAGCUCAAACCUUUCCCUGGAUAUUUUGAGGGGUAAUGAUGAGACUAUUGGGUUUGAAGAUAUUCUUAAUGAUCCAUCACAAUGUGAACUAAUGGGAGAACCACACUUGAUGGUGGAAUAUAAACUCGGUUUACUGUAA